GUUCCUGGUUCCACCCGAUGUUUGUGUCUCAAAAUACAGAUUCCAUGUUGGCCACCUGACCAUUUAGGUUUGAGUCACGUGAUCCGUUCUCCAUCCUCGCCAUUUUGCAGUGUGAGAGACAGAGGCCACUUUUUACUGCUACAGGAUAAAGACCGUUUUUUAUUUUUUAUGUUUUGAGGCCAAAGAUCACUCAGAAUUGCCGAAUCAGCAUGGAGGACAGCAGUGGAGUUGCCAUCCUGCUCCCCCUCUCUAGAGGCCAACAGGAGACUGUCUUCAUCCCUGAAAGGGUGGAAACGCCUCCAGGUACCCAGAUGGAGCCUAGGGAUGAUGACCAGAGGCAGCAGCAGGCCGCAGACUCCCUCAUCAAGGUGAUCGAGAAGCUCAGCAAGAUCGUGGAGAAGCGCCCACGUCGAUGUACCCUGGCUGGGAAGAAGAGAGCCCUCAUGUCCUGUGCCUCCAUCAGAGUCCCAGAGAUCAGGGAGGGCAGUGGUGGAUCCUCCCCCUGCAAGAGAGUCCGGGAAGUGGAGGAAGAGGUAAAAGAGGAGGAGAUCAAGCCAGACAACAGUGCCCCUGCUGGCAGCAGUAGGACCAUCACCUGUUACCAGUGCAGCCUGUGUCGGUUCCUGUCCCCGACCUUGAGCCUGCUGAAGGAGCACCUGCGGCAGCACGAUGAGCAGCACAGUGACCUCAUCCUCAUGUGUUCUGAGUGUCGUUUCACCUCCAGCCACCAGGAGGAGCUAGAGGCCCAUGUCAGGCUCCACUUCGACCGCAGCAACUCCAACAAGAACCCUGUAUCCAGCCAGCAGGCCAGAGAGGGGAAUGAGGACUUGGGAAUGGGGGGUAGUGUGGAGGAUGUUGUGUUCAAAACAGCCAUGGACUGUGCUGAGGAGAUCCCUGCUAAGAAGAAGUGGUACAGCUAUGAGGAGUCUGGGAUGUACCGCUGCCUGAUCUGCAGCUAUGUGUGUGGACAGCAGCGAAUGCUAAAGACUCAUGCAUGGAAGCACGCAGGUCUGGUGGACUGCUCUUACCCGAUCUUUGAGGACGAGGCAGUGGCACCUUCCAGACAAGAAGCACCAGCACCUCCUGUAGCUCCUCCUGCAGAGGAAGCCAUAGUGGUCCUCACCCCGGUCCCAGAGAACUCCCAGAACCUCAACAAGAUGUCCACCUUCCAGAUUGACCUCUGUGCCCCUGUGGCGGAGUGUAGGAAUGAGGCCAGGACAGAGCCAAUCACAGAGGAGAGGCUAUCUAAAGACUCAGAGCCUAUGUUGGAGGUACAGGUGACCACAGAGACGGAGGUGGAACUUGUACAGGACUGUCAUCAAAUUACAAGCACAACAGACAGCCUCCUGUCAUCAGCCCAGAAGAUCAUCAGCUGCAGUCCCAACAGUGCCGGCCAUGUCAACGUCAUAGUGGAGCGACUGCCGUGUGCAGAGGAACCCGUGGCCACCCAGCCCCUCCUCCCCAGCCCAGAGGUGGGCAGAGACGAGAGCCUGCUGGCUGCAGAGGAGGCGGGCCAUGUGGAGAACCAGCCAAUGCUUGCUUACAAGGACGAGCAGCAGGAGGUGGUGAUUUGCUGGAGCAACAGUGAGAGGCAGCAGACCACCACGGACCCUCCACGUGACGAGAAUGCUCCCCCAGCCCGCAGGAGGACCCACUCUGAGUCUCUAAGGCUACACUCCCUGGCUGCUGAAGCUCUGGUGGCCAUGCCCAUGAGGACAGCGGAGCACAUCAGGAGCAUCGUGGGUCAAUGCUCCCAGAGCCCUGACACGGGCCAGAGGCUCCUGGAGAUGGCCACGGCUGCAGCAGUUUCAGCCGACAGAGCCCCUGCAGCGGUAGAGGAGCUGGCAGGAGUGGGCAGUGUGGGGUCAGCCCUGGUAGACCUGGAGCUACAGGGGUCCAGCGAGUACGGGCUGGCUGAGGGCCCCACCAAGGCUGGCAUCAGCCUGUCCCUGCUGACGGUCAUAGAGAGGCUGAAGGAGCGCUCGGACCAGAACGCCUCAGAUGAUGACAUCCUGAAGGAGCUCCAGGACAACGCCCAGAGCCAGCACGCCGGGGAGGUCAGCGCCUGUGGAGGGGGGGACCCGGGUAACCCUGGUGGGGGUCUGGUGGACUACAUCCCUGGCAGCGAGAGGCCCUACCGCUGUCGCCUGUGUCGCUACAGCAGUGGGAACAAGGGCUACAUCAAGCAGCACCUGCGAGUACACCGCCAGAGACAGCCCUACCAGUGUCCCAUCUGUGAACACAUUGCCCUGGACAGCAAAGAUCUAGAGGGCCACAUGAUCAACCACUGCAAGACCAGGGUGUACCACUGCAAGCAGUGUACUGAGGCCUUCUAUUACAAAAGUCAGCUGAGGAACCACGUUAGAGACCAGCACGGUUUGGGCGACACCAACGCAACACUAACCCCUGUCACUGAAACCACGGCAACCAUGGAGGAAUCUGAAAAGAUGACAAAUGACGAUUCCAUCAGUUCGCAGAAGGUGUACAGAUGUGAUGUGUGUGAUUACAGCAGCUCCACGUACGUUGGAGUUCGGAACCACCGGAGGAUCCAUAACUCUGACAAGCCUUACAGGUGCUGCAGCUGUGACUUUGCCACGACCAACAUGAACAGCCUGAAGAGCCACAUGAGGAGACAUCCCCAGGAGCACCAGGCUGUCCAGCUACUGGAGCAGUACAGGUGUUCACUGUGUGGCUAUGUGUGCAGUCACCCUCCGUCCCUCAAGUCUCACAUGUGGAAGCACGCUGGCGAUCAGAACUACAACUACGAGCAGGUGAACAAGGCCAUCAACGAGGCCAUCUCCCAGAGCGUCCGUUCCCCCAGUGCCCCGCAGAAAGUUUCAGCAGUGGGGGAGGCAGUGGCAGAGCAGUCUGGUGUGGUGCAUUGUGGGAAGAAGGAGAGGGUCUUUGUGGACCCAGCCCCACUAGCAGAGGUUCCUGUGGACAGUGUCUUUGGCGGUGGCUCAGGGCCAACAACAGAGCUCAUCCAGUGGUCCUCCAGAGAGCAGGCCCCACAGAGCGACAACCCCCAGCACAGCCCCCAAGGGAAGGAGGGGGUCCAGUCCCGGGCCGGCAUGGAGUAUUGUGUGCUGCUGUUCUGCUGCUGUAUCUGUGGCUUUGAGUCUACCAGCAAGGAGAGACUGAUGGAGCACAUGAAGGAACAUGAGGGAGACAUCAUCAGCAUCAUCCUGAACAAGGAGCAGCAGGGAGCAGCCCAACCAGCAGAGGGCAGCACAGCACAGUGAGACAGCAUUUACCCCUCCCCUUACCCCAACAAAGAACCAGGAACCUACCCCCUUACUCACACUGAGUCUGAUUUUAACAACUGUACCUUGCAUCUUGUUUUCUGGUUCUUAAUUUUAUGAACUUAACAGAAGGUUACAAAAAGUGUAUCAGUUGGAGCUCAGACAUACAGAAAAUUGGAAAACUCCCAUUUCAAGGCGUUGCAGUAAAAUGUUCUACCUGAACAAGUUCAGACACGUUUAAUACCUCAGAAAACAGACAUUUCCAUAUUUUCAAAUGGAGCUCAGUCCAUUCUACUCAGCAAACAUAUAUUGACCACAUGGCAGCUUUUGUAUUAAAAUACUGUAAUAUAAUUUAAUAUAUUUAAUCCUUCACAUUUAUAGUUUAUCUGUGGCACCUGCCCUAGGCUGUACAGAGAUGCCAUCUACUUGCAUGUUGUGUUCAUCUUAGCUAUAUUCAAAAUGGGUUAAUACAACCUGGUCUCAGAGCAUUUCGUAUUAUUCUGUACAUAAAUCUGAGACAAUCGAUAUUUUGCAAAUUUGUAACGACUAAUGUUAGCCACCUAGCUAGAAUUUGUAACGUUGCAUACGUUUAGCAAAUUCAUAACACGUUGUACGUUUUGCAAAUUCGUUACAUAUAAUACAAAUUGUAGUUCUUAACAUAUCAUUAUGAAAUGGAUGAUUUACUUCCACAAAUGAAUACAUACCAUACAAAAUGUAACACAUCAUACUAAUUUGAGUGUCCUGGAUUUACGUUUACGAUGUUACGUCUAGUCUAUGAGACCAGGCUGGUUAAUAAUAUGUAUCAAUGUAGGCCUAUGCAUGUUGGUUUCCGUUAUGUCGGAGCAAAGGAAAAGCCUUAUUUUAUUUAAUUCACUGUUUGAUUCUAUUUUGACCUAUUGGACCUCUGGUACGUUUAUGGUAAUGAUGGGCCACUUGAGGGUGGUUUCCUAAAGCUGUAGGAUAGAUAGGCUGGCACUAGUUGUUGUUUUACCAACAUUCACCACGGCGUCAAGGCUUCUUGAGGCAGAAAUCGGUUAGGAAGGAAUUUCUACGGUACGAUCAGUCAAUUAUGGUGCAUAUUAGUGGUCAUUUUAGACCCCGGCGAGAUGGUAAAUGGACAAUCAUUGAACUUUGAUUGCAGCCAACACCCAACUGUGUUUAGCUUCGGCUACGUAUUACUGUUCUGAUUACGAUAAUCAUUUCUAGAUUCAAGUUUUAGCUCAACAAUUGCCAAGUUGAUCCCUUGAAUAUGGUAAGCAGUUCCCAAAGUUUCUCCACAUAGGCCUAGCACUUGUCGAUAAUGGAUGGCUGGAGUGAUUGACAUCCUAGCACAGAGCGGUGUGCUAGCAUAGUAAACCUAUGAAUGAACCUGCUAUUCCUAUCUUUGUGUGCUGUGUUGACCAAUAGCGGAGGGUGAUGUAUAUGACCAGCUUUUCAAGUGAUGGGGCCUAUAGGCUACUGUAGACUGACGUUAGAUAUGGUGUUUUCCGUUUGACUACCUCUGCUAAAGUAUUUCCAAACUUCACUCACCUUUCCAUUUAGUUUCACACUAAACAUGCUUUGGUAUGCAGAGUGGUGACUUGGAAAUCAUUUCCAUGCCCUUACUGUUUUUAUGUAGACAGAUAGGUGUAGGGAAUUAUGAUCAAAUUAAAUAUCCAUAAUUCGAGGGAUUUCUGGAUUUGCGUUUGUGUAGCUCAAUGUGUCAAAUAAAUGAAAUCGUUAUCUUCUGCACGCUGAAAUUCUCAUUAUAAUGGCAGAUUAUUCCCAUGUUAAUUUACAAUUCAAAGUACUAACGUCAGGAAGACCGUGACGGUCUGCAUUUAAACCGCACUUAAUUCCCCCACCCCCAAUUUACAUAGUUUGCAUUUUAAUGAGUGGUUCAGUGAAUUAAAGCAAGCAGAACCACAUGCUGAUCAUAGGCCACUUUCUGCUACGUAUAAUCUAUCUGGGGGGUUUAUAUGAUUCUAUUUGUGGACGUACUGUAGUGCAGCUUCUUGCUGUGUCUUUCUGAAAGCCUAAUGAUCGUCUUACCUAUGCAGACCAUGAGACAGAGGGGAUACGGUGGGAAAGGGAACUGACUAGUGGCCUAAGUGAAUUGAUUGGUGGUUGUGGGUCAGAGGUGCAAAUAGUUUUGGAUAGAUCUGACGUCGUAUUUCUUGUGGGAAAGCUUCAGGUUAUCUGAAUGUUCAAUGUGACAAACACAUUGGCGCUGCAGAUGUUAACUCAAACCGGUGCGCCUGGCACCUACUACCAGACCCCGUUCAUAGGCACUUAAAUAUUUUGUCUUGCCCAAUCCCCCUCUUGAGUGGCACACACACACACACAAUCCAUGACUAAAUUGUGCUAAUACAUUUGUUCCGUAGUUUAUGUCCAGACUGCUGGCGAAAUUGCAUACUCAAUUAGAUAUAUUACUAUGCUUAUUUAUCUCUUAUACUACUUGUUAUUUGUCUAUUUGAUUUGGAAAUGUUAGAUUUCAGAUGGUGAUGCAUCCAUGUGAGUCUACCACUCUGGCUUUCAUUUCAGAAAUUAGGCGAUGAACUGACAUGAGAACCUGGAUGGGAGGGAAAGGUUCUUCUAGGUUGUGUGACAUCUGAUGUGGAUGAUUUUGACAUGUUCUUUGUUUGACUUAACCAACCCUUAUCCCCAGGUCCCUACUCAAUUCAACUACAGGGUGCCAUGUGAUGCGUAACCGUCAAUAGAUUGUGCAUUUUCAAAGACAUUUUAAUGUGCUAUUUUUGCUCAUCCUGUCAACGUUUGUGCCUUUUUUUGGUCUUUGAGUCUCUGAGAGUCUCUCGUAGUCAUUAGCUAGCUAUUUGUUAUAGGCUAUAUCUGCCCGCGGGUGCUGUUGUGCGCCCAUCUGUUCAGAAUGAUAAUCCAAGGAGGUCGUGGGUGUUAUUCAGUCAAAGCUGAAUAGCCUCUGUAACGCCAACCCCUUGCUCUGUGAUGUAUCCCACACACUGGUUGGAGCAACGUUGUUUCCACAUUUCAAUAAAAUGACAUUGAACCAACGUGGAAUAGAUGUUGAAUUGACGUCAGUGCCCAGUGGACUGGGCCUGUACAUAAUUAGUUGAAAUACUGUAGUAUUGCAAACUGACAUUUUUUUUUUUAUAAUCUAUUUUUUAAAUAUAUUGUAAAGAAAAAACACUAAGUCCAAUGUUUUUUUUGUUGCUGAAAUAAAUACAUUUGCUAAAAUGUUGGAAAAUGGGUGUGCUUUUUAAUUGGCUAUAAAAUGUAUUUGCGGGGAGUGUUAUUUUUUUUUACACAGAGCUGUAUGUGUUUCGAGCCAAAGUUAGAGAAGGUGAUAUCUCUCACUUUUUACACUGUUAAUUAACGCUGUUCAGUGCUUAACUUGUUUCAAGUUCAGUGUGUAUUCGCUCCGGAGGCCACAGAGCGAUGCUUGCUAUCUAUUUAUUUUGAGCAUCAUAGACAGUAUUAUGUCAUAUCUUUGCCUAUGUAUUUUUGUAAUAAAUACUUUGUGGAUGAA
Molecule: messenger RNA, 6726 nt
Organism: Oncorhynchus mykiss (rainbow trout)
Lineage: Eukaryota; Metazoa; Chordata; Actinopteri; Salmoniformes; Salmonidae
Product: zinc finger protein 507
Biological process (GO): positive regulation of transcription by RNA polymerase II
Cellular component (GO): nucleus
Source: RefSeq, a predicted model, not a curated record